GGAGAGUACUGUCAAAUGGCGGCAAAUGGUGAGAAAGCUGGUAAUUCGACGUUCUUACGUGCUUGACAGUCCUCUCUAGCCGAUUUCGAAAGAAUCGGGAGGCGUGUCUUGACAUCUGAAUGUCAGUGUGCAUCAACCGUUACAAAAGAUGACCAAGCGUGAGCCACUGCGUGGAUACAGGAGGAGAAUGAAGAAUGAGGAGGAGGAGGAGGAGAAAUCCUCUUAUGAAACCCCUGCGAGAGGAAGAAUGAAAGACAUUGAGGAUCAGAAAUCAACUGGCUCAAGUCGUUCAGAUCGUUUCCGUCGACGCCAGGAUGUCAAAGAACAGGAUGACAACUACGAACUGGUGUUGAAAGCUAGUGGUAUUGAUACAGUUGGGAUGGAUGAAGAGGAGAAAAUUGAACUGGCUAAAAUUCUUGUGCUGUCGAAGUCAGAAGUGGAGCAGACAGGUGACGAUAUGUGUGUAGAGUGCCCUCUGGCCGGUAGGACCUCCUCUCCAGGAAUAGUACUGGAAGUCGCAGGCACCAGCAAAGGGACGCUCAGGAGAAGUCCCACUGGCACCAGGACCCUGAGGAGAAGUCCUGCAAUGCCAGCCUCUGACAACUCCAGUGAUAGCUCCGUGGUCUGUUUAGAUAUGCUUGAACAGAAGCCUACAAAGACACCUGACCUGAGACAGAUAUCUACACAGGACCUGAAAGAACUUGAGGAGGAGUAUGAUGGAGGAACACAGGCAAGCCCAUUGAAUGCUUCACUGAGUCAGAUAUUCUCUCAUGAUGAGGAAACCCAACCUCCAUCCCAAGACCUCUUCAGUAAAGCGGAGGACAGCCGUCAAGGUCACGGCAGCCUGGGCUCAGAUCAAGGUCAUGGAAGCCAGGCUUCUAGUCAUGUUCACUCUAGUCAAGACUCGAGUCAAGGUCAAGUGAGUCAAGGAUCCGUUCAAGGUCAAAGAUCAGUUCAGGAGUCAAGUCAGGCCCUUAAAGAGAUCCCUGAAGAAAUAGAAAUAGCAGAUUGUCCUACUUUAGCAGAAGACCUGGUAGAUGGAGAUUUUCCUGUCACAUAUCAUGGAGACGAGAAAAGGACUCGGCAAGUUUUCUGCGAAUCACUGAAAGACACAAAAUCACAUGGGUCCACCUACAUUGAGGUAAAAGUUCAAAGCCUGGAAGAUGAGGAGUCACCAAGAAGCUUUUCGCCUGUUGAGGAGAGCAGACCCCUGCAUGGUGCAGGGCGAAAACGAAAGGCCACACAUGUGGUUGAUCCAGAACCUAAACAAGGACGUCUGGAGGUGGAUACUGAGGAGCCCAUCAGUUUCAGUAUGGGGACAUAUCUACUGGAUACUGACAAAUCCCAUCCUCAAGUCUCUAAACCACUGAAGAGGCAUUACAGGAGACAGCGCCGUACAUUGAAGGAGAAGAAGUACUUCAGCACCUCCAGUGCCAGUGUUGACUGCAACCAUUACACAGACGUGAUAUUCCAAUUGUUCGAGGCAUACAGGAUGAAGUUACGAGAUGCUCAAUUUGGGAGACUAACACGUGUACCCUGGGGAGAACCAGUUAGAGUUGGGCGACACAUGUCCAGAACUAUUGAUCUAAAAAAGAGAGGUCGAGACUCUUGCUAUUUUGAAAGGCUUGAUCCUGAAGAGGAUGCUUUAGAAGAAUUUGCAGCAAGAAAAGCCAGAGAGCUUGCUGAAUCUCCAACCGACACUCCAACAAUGGGCUCAAAAGUAAGUGUGUUUGAGGAUGGGGCCGACAAAGAUCCAGAUUUCACUCCUAUGUUAGACUUGGAAAAUGAUGAUGAUGAUUUUGUCAGCAUUAAGAAGGUGUCCCGCACCAAGAAAAGGAAAAGCCCUGAUUCAAGCCCUGAGGUUGAAGAGUUACCAGAUGUUGAAGAUUGGUUGUGUUCUAGGGGAGGUAACUCUGGAAGAUAUAGGUCAUUGGGUACCAGGGGUAAAGUUAGAGGCAAAGCAGUCAAAAGGCCACAACUUGACUUUGUGCAGGACAAAUCUGUUGAAAAUCAGUUUGAUCGGGAAUUGGCCGGAAAAAGAACGAGUCUGUCAGUUAAAGCACCUAGUAAGACAUACAGUAAGAGGUCAAAAGCUUACAUUAGGCUUGUACGUAGUGACUCGCCAGUGUUCAUGGUUGGUGAUGAUGAAGUGUCGAGCUCAGAUGGGGAAGAUGAGAGUUCUACUAAAGGUGCUUGUCCUACCCAAAGUGCGGAGAAACGUUCAGUCCGCAAAACUUUCACGUUCAAGUCUAGUGCUUCCGGCAAGGUGGAAGUGUCAACAGAAAUUGAUGUUUUAUCAGGAGAUGGAGAUGUUGAAGAAGUCAAAGGUCAUGAAUGGUCAAGUCAUAAACCAAAAUUGCUGUCUCAAGAAAGAUCGCCAACAUUUUCACGUUCGAGAACUGGGAAUAGACCUAGCCUUGCCAUGAUGCAGGAGAAAAGUGUGGAAUGCUCUGAACUCCAGUCAAAGAAAGAUGAGAUUUGUUGUAUAGAGGAAAUUCCCAGUACGUUACCUGAACGGGAUGAGGAUACUUCAAGAGCUGGAGAUAAGACGAGAACUGGUACAGAUAGUGACACAGAGAUUUGGGACUGUGGGCGUUUCUCUAGCAGAGAUAACAAGGGAAGAGGCAGUCAGAUGGAGAGUAAAACUAAUACUAAGGAUGAUAACAUUGAUAAUAAGAAAUUUGGAACUGGAAAAAAAUCAACUGCGGCAAGAUGUUUGAAACUAGCAAGUGGUAAUAAGAAUACCCAACAAAGUAAACAGGAUUUGACCAUUUUGGAUUUGGCAAAGGCAACAUCCAUAUUAGGACCAUCCACAUUGGAAACAGAGAUUGGAAAAUUAGAUGAGGACAAUUUCAAUAUUCCAUCAUCUGCUGUUUUCCAAUCUCGGAAGAAAAGGCACUCUUCAAAUUUGUUCUCUGAAAGUGACGAGAGUUUCAACCUGGGUGUGAGUCCUGUGAAAGCUUUCCCAGUAAUAUUUGAGGGCACCUCUUCAGACAAUUCUCCAUCAAGCAGUGGACAUGAUGCAUUGACUCCAUCACCUACGUUUGGAUCUAAAUCAACACUUUUGGCUGCAGAAGAUCAGCAAAGUGUAAAAAUAAUCAACCCAAUCUUCCCUGAUGAUAAUGAUGAUGAUGACGAUGUGUACAAUGCCACUACAGAAGAGGACAUCUCUACUGACAAGGAAACCCGACCAAUUUCAGAUGUGCAGGAUGUGCCACAAAAACAUGAUGAACACCAGUGUUCAGCCGUGGUAGAACAAGAUGGGGGUCAAGGUGAUGGAAAGCCAGCAGCAGAGGUUGACAACAUCAACCAGGACAAACCUACUGAUGGUAUGGCUUGUCCCCUGUGUGCUGUGACCUUCAGUAUGGAGAAUAUUGAGGCUCAUGCCUCAGCCUGUAACGGAGUACCACCAGGUAAGGCUUCUCACCUAUACAUAGGACGGUGCUUGUGUCAUAGGCUGAUGGUAUGACUUGUCCCCUGUGUGCUGUGACCUUCAGUAUGGAGAAUAUUGAGGCUCAUGCCUCAGCCUGUAACGGAGUACCACCAGGUGAUCAGGGUGAGGGUGGAGAAGAGAGAGCUGAGGACUGGAGGUUUGCGCUAGGCCAACAGGAUAACACUGGGGAUGG
Messenger RNA from Liolophura sinensis, 3626 nucleotides. RefSeq lists its product as uncharacterized. Lineage: Eukaryota; Metazoa; Mollusca; Polyplacophora; Chitonida; Chitonidae. The transcript is spliced from 13 exons. The coding region runs from base 149 to 3469 and encodes 1106 amino acids. The record is from RefSeq and is a predicted model, not a curated record.